This is a messenger RNA of Fusarium odoratissimum NRRL 54006, 2092 nucleotides long. RefSeq lists its product as uncharacterized. The transcript has a single exon. Gene Ontology annotation, molecular function: protein binding. The record is from RefSeq and is a predicted model, not a curated record. The coding region runs from base 561 to 1217 and encodes 218 amino acids. NCBI's taxonomy places the organism in Eukaryota, Fungi, Ascomycota, Sordariomycetes, Hypocreales, Nectriaceae.
GGCCGCUAUUGGGAGCAAGGGCCACACGGAAGAGAAAUUAAUGUUCAAUCAAAGUCCCAGACUUUUGUGUUCAAGUUCGGAAACUGGUAGACCUUUUACUGAGUCAUCCCAUGGAUCCUUUCACUAUCAGGUCAGGCAAGCACUUUGGAUGUAGAGGGGCAAAGUACUAACUCUGGAUGGGUCUUACCCUGGAAUGAUGGCCUUGCUGUGUCUGAUGCGUCACGCCGGCAAUAAUCGAGCACCAGGUGUAGGAAAAGGGUUAAAGAUGACUUAUAAGGGCUAGAUUAGUUGAUAGAGCUUGCCUUCUGCCUAAUAGGAGACCAUGUGUUGAUCUGGAUAGGCACCCAAUUGAGGAAAUCCUAAUAUUUGGUCAGUCGUCAUGAUGGGUUGUGGGGUUCCACAUGCAAGCUACCCCGCCAAAAAUCUUCUACAUGCAAAGUUUCAAAGGUUCGACACUGACGACGCGACAAGCUAGAAACCUAUCUUAACUUUGUACAUAGAAGGAACUAUUCCGACCUCAUUCUUCGUCGCAAAACAGCACCGAAUAGAAAUUUACAAUCAUGGCUACCCCAAACCCAUUCCUUCUUCCAGCCGAUAACAACCCCACGUUGCUGCCCCUCCUCCGAGAGAACCCAGCACUCGCAUCAUCGCAAGAUGAGCAUGGUUAUUCACUCGUCCACGCCGCUGCCAGCUACAAUCAUCUCGACCUCCUGCGAGCGCUAGUCCGCGAGUUCAAUGUCGACGUCGACCUGAAAGAUGAGGACAACGAGACUGCCUUGUUUGUUGUCGAAACCCAAGAUGCGGCGCAGGUCCUCGUCGAAGAGCUCGGAGCAAACAUCAACCACCGGGGAUCAGAAGGGUUAACAGCUAGAGAAAAGAUUGAAGCGGAAGCUGAAUUUCCUGCUGUUGCGGAAUACCUAGCCAUGAUCGAAGCCAAGAAGGCCGAUGAUCCUGCCUCGACCGCAGCGGCUGUCAUGCCUGAAGUUAUCCCCCCCCCUCCAGAGGGAAUGAAGGUUACUGUUGGCACGAUGGACGAGACCACAGACAUUCCCGAGGAAAUCGACCCAGAGUUCCGAAGAAGAAUCGAGGAACUGGCUCAACGCGACGAUUUCAAUACCCCUCAAGGUCAAGCCGAGCUGCGGAAGUUGGUUGAGGAUGCUGUUCUGGGUGAGGGCGGUGUCGGGGAUGAACGAAACGUGCGAUCAAAGCAAGAUUAGGAGUUCAAUCCGACGAUUUUGUCUCCCACAUGAGAUACCUCCCGGCCGCGCUGGGUGGUCUCAGGAUAGUGAGGUCAUCACUGUUGCCAGAUACACUUCUCGAGAAGCUCGUAGCACUGAGGGAAAACCAUGUCCUCGAAGGACAAGCAACUAGCACAUCCAUGAGCAAGCCACGAAGCCACUGUGCUGACAUGAAACCCUCCCAACUCAACUUGCAGACCUUGGAUUCCUUGGGAUCGUCGCCUGGCACAGAAUACCUUGAAAGAUAGGGGUCGAUGCUGUCACGAGGCUCCACACGCGAGCUACCAAGGCGAAUGAGUGAGAGCCACUCGUAAACUUCUGUGGCAAAGUAUUCCAGAGACUCGCGAUCAUUUUCAGAGAGAACCUCUGGGUCGACAUCGAGACUUGGUUGAAGAACAGCGAUAUCCUGCGAUAUGUUGGAUGUUGAUGUACAGGCUGUGGGAGAGAACUUUUGCAGGGGAUCAGGAUUCGGGGCUUGGAAAGCAUUAGUAUGAGAUCGACAUACGGGUUUAGAGAGCCUGAUUGUGCUUACUUUGGGUUGUGCUAUUGCAGAAGAGCCAUGUCAUGGGUUGAGUGAAGACAGACCUGCAGGCAUAGAUCAGCCUGUCAUAGCCUUUGUGUCCUCGAAGCAUGGAUGGAUCUCUAAGGUUGUAUGUUACCACUUCACGAGAGUUAGCUGUUGUUCCUGGCACUUGUUAUCUGGCCACUCACCCCAACGUGGUUUUGACCCUCUCCCACCCUUUGCACCAUAUGGUUUACCAACAAGUCCUGCACGUUCAUACGUCUCCUUGUCCACGAACAUGGUUAAUAUACCUGCUAAGCGUUAGUAUAUAAUCUCUAAGGAUUUGAUCCAG